AUGGAUUCUAAUAGAACAGCACAGCGCUCAGCCACAAUGCCACUACUCCCAGUUUCAUACAACCCUUCAAUUUCAAACCCCCACAUGUCUAUGUCUAUCACAUCUCGAUUCACUGUGAAACUAGUACUUCUCCACCGGAUUUUGUUGUUCGUGUUAGGGAUCGUCACGUUGCUAUGCGUAGCCAUGGCCACAUCCUUAGUUCCACAGCCCCUGAAAAUCAAACUCAACUCUCUCUUCAUGUCGAAAAUUAAUGUCUCAAACACAAAGCUAGUGGCUAACUUUGACGUGGCCUUCACAAUAGAGAACCCUAAUCUAGUCUCGUGGAUUUGGUUUGACCGCAUAGAUGGUUCGAUUUCUUACAAAGAUAACGCUCUCGUGACAUACUCGUUGGACCCUUUCAUACUGGGAUUGAAGGAACAUAGAAUGAUGCGUGUGAAGAUAUCCGUGAAUGGAUUACAGGAAGAUCAGCCGGUUGUGAAGGAGAGGGUUUUGGAAGAAAUCCAUAGGCAACGUGAAGAUGGUGCUGUGAAUUUCAGCCUGGAAAUGUUUGCACGGGCUACGUAUAGGACCGGUUGGUGGGGGACAAAGUCUGUUUUAAUGAACCCUCAAUGUUUGGAUUUGAGGGUUGGCUUCUUGCCUAAAGUUGGUUUCGGAAGCUGGAAUAAUAGUGGAGGGCCUAUGACUUGCGCAGUUCCCAUGCUAAUUGAUGACUAA
Molecule: messenger RNA, 714 nt
Organism: Prunus armeniaca (apricot)
Lineage: Eukaryota; Viridiplantae; Streptophyta; Magnoliopsida; Rosales; Rosaceae
Source: the annotation of a GenBank genome assembly